Molecule: messenger RNA, 3366 nt
Organism: Dicentrarchus labrax (European seabass)
Lineage: Eukaryota; Metazoa; Chordata; Actinopteri; Moronidae
Gene: supv3l1
Product: SUV3-like helicase
Exons: 16
Coding region: 188-2497 (769 amino acids)
Biological process (GO): mitochondrial RNA 3'-end processing; RNA catabolic process
Cellular component (GO): mitochondrial degradosome
Molecular function (GO): ATP binding; hydrolase activity, acting on acid anhydrides; RNA helicase activity
Source: RefSeq, a predicted model, not a curated record
AAUGGCUGGUCCUACCCCACGUUGAGUUAGCAUGAGAGUGAGUGUGUUGACCGUCCUCUGGUGAAGUUGGUUGUGUGUAAUUCAAAUAUUUAGAGCUGCUGAGCAACAUGGAGCGACAGUAGCACAGUUUUUUUGAACGUGGCCGACUGAAGGAGCUCACAGCCGGGAUAAAAAACGACUCGCAGCGAUGUCGGUAAACCGGUGUUUGUAUUUGUUACCCCGGCUUCAACGCCACAUUAGCCCCCGCACUGCUCGCAUCACCGCCGCUGGCUGUCAAGCGUCUGCUGGCUCUAGUUUGUUACACAGACAACACCAGGCUGGUUCUGUGGUUUGUAGCAGAAAUGUUUCAUCUAACAACUCUUCUCCAAAACCCCCGGACACCUCUCUGUUCGUCCCCGUCUCUCUGAAGGCUGACUCCUUGGUGGAUGGGGAUGUGGGAGCAGAGCUGACCCAGCCGCUAGAUAAAAAUGAACUGCUGAAACUUAUGAACCGGUUUUAUAAGAGGAAAGAGAUGCAGAUGCUGGCAGCAGAUAGUGGCCUGGAUGCUCGUCUGUUCCACCAGGCCUUCAUUAGCUUCAGGAAGUAUGUCCUGGAGAUGACAGCACUUCCCGCCGAUCUGCACAUCGUCCUUAGUGACAUUCGCUAUGGAGCAGGUCAUAUAGAUGACAUCUACCCAUACUUUUUGCGUCAUGCCAAGCAAAUCUUUCCUAUGCUGGACUGUAUGGACGACCUGAGAAAGAUCUCAGACCUCAGAGUCCCUGCUAACUGGUACCCUGAAGCUCGUGCCAUCCAGAGGAAAGUGAUUUUCCAUGCGGGCCCAACGAACAGUGGCAAAACCUACCACGCCAUCCAGCGAUACCUAACUGCAAAGUCUGGAGUCUACUGUGGCCCCCUGAAGCUACUGGCCCACGAGAUCUUUGAGAAGAGCAACACUGCUGGUGUUGCAUGUGACUUGGUUACGGGAGAGGAGAGGACCUUUGUGGACUUGGACAGUCGACCAGCUGCUCAUGUGGCCUGUACCAUUGAGAUGUGCAAUGUCACCACAAAAUAUGAGGUGGCUGUAAUCGAUGAAAUUCAAAUGAUCAGAGAUUCUUCCAGAGGCUGGGCCUGGACCAGAGCACUGCUAGGUCUCUGUGCAGAGGAGAUCCAUGUGUGCGGGGAACCUGCAGCCAUAGACUUUGUCAGAGAGCUGAUGUACACCACUGGAGAGGAAAUGGAGGUCAACACCUACAAGCGUUUAACUCCAAUCACAGUGCUGGAUCAAGCUGUUGAGUCAUUAGACAACUUAAGUCCAGGAGAUUGUAUUGUCUGCUUCAGUAAAAAUGACAUCUACUCCAUAAGCAGACAGAUUGAGGCCAGGGGGAAAGAAUGUGCUGUGAUUUAUGGGAGUUUACCUCCAGGCACUAAGCUGUCACAGGCCAAGAAGUUCAAUGAUCCUGACGACCCCUGCAAGAUACUGGUUGCCACAGAUGCUAUUGGAAUGGGCCUUAAUCUGAGUAUAAAACGGAUCAUCUUCAACAGUCUGGUUAAGCCUAACACUAAUGAGAAAGGGGAGAAACAGAUGGAGACCAUCAGCACAUCACAAGCCCUGCAGAUAGCUGGCCGCGCAGGAAGGUUCUCCUCCAUUUUUAAAGAUGGAGAAGUUACCACCAUGCACAGAGACGAUCUGCCUAUUCUGAAGGAAAUACUCCGACACUCAGUAGACCCCAUAGAGACUGCAGGUCUGCAUCCUACAGCAGAGCAAAUAGAGAUGUUUGCCUAUCAUCUACCUGACGCUACGCUGUCAAACCUCAUUGAAAUAUUUGUCAGCCUCUCUCAGGUGGACGGUAUGUAUUUUGUCUGCAACAUUGAUGACUUCAAGUUUCUGGCUGAUAUGAUUCAGCAUAUCCCACUCAACCUGAGGUCACGCUACGUCUUCUGUACUGCUCCCAUCAACAGGAAACAGCUUUUCGUUUGCACCUCCUUCCUAAAGUUUGCCCGUCAGUUCAGUCGAGACGAACCCUUGACAUUUGACUGGAUCUGUCGCCAUAUCCAUUGGCCUCUCCCUCCACCCAAAAACAUAAAAGACCUGGUUCACUUGGAAGCUGUUCAUGAUGUGUUGGAUCUUUACCUCUGGUUAAGCUACCGCUUCAUGGACAUGUUUCCAGACACGGUCAUGGUUCGAGCAAUCCAGCAGAAACUUGAUCAAAUCAUCCAGGAGGGUGUUCGCAAUAUCACCCGUCUCAUCAGAGCCACUGACCCACCCAUCACUGAUCUCUUACAGAAACAGAGCAAGAGGCGUAAUAAAACUGUCGGCAGCAAAAGUCCAAAGGGAAAAAAAGGUGACAGAAAGGAGAAGGAAAGCUCUCUGGCUUAUCGCCUAAUAAAAGACGGGCUGCUGACUCCUCAUUUGCUCCAGGAGCUGCAGAAGGAGUGGUUUAAAGAUCAAGUGCAGGAUUCUACCAAUCAGAGCACACUUGACCCUGAGGGCAACAAAGAGAAAGAGGGAAAGGUAUAGUAGAAAUGAAGAGGAAAAUGCGUUUGUUGUUAUACAUGAGCAGUGCUGUUCCUGUGGAGAUCAAUAACUGGGAUCCUUGGAAGCUUUGAAUAACAUCUGGUGGUUUGAUUGACAUUUAUGGGGGUUUUAAGCUAAAAGUAAUACUAAAAGUAUCUUUCAGCUAAAGCUAAAAAAGAAACACCAAAAUGGGACCUUUGAACAAGAGCUGUGUCUUCAAUUAUGAUCAGCUGAGAUUUACAGCAGAAAGCUGCAUUAUUUGGAGGUUGUCAUGUAAUUUACUUAUUUUCACUGUGAAAAAAUCUAACAUACAAACAGUCACUAGUGCUCUGGUUACUAGCUAGUGGCCUUUCUUUCUUGGCACUGCUGAGGGUUCACGUACCUUAUGAGACAUUCUCCUUUUUCAGUGUGAGCAUAAAAUGACUUUCAGUUACAAUCACCAUGGAAACUGAAAACUGGUUGUCUAAUAAGUCGAAUUAGCUCCACAACAAACUUUAUUGACCUCACUUGGCUUAUGAGGAGUAGAGACAUGGUGGUGGGUUAUUGUCAUGUCCUGCCUGAGCUAACGCUGGUCUUCAGUUCCAACCUGCAAACUGACAACAACUUGGUCUAACACAAUGUUUCAGUUGAUUUCAGUUCACACCGUCAUAAAUGCUCUUUUAGAAGCACUAUGAUCAGGAAAACAUUUUCAAAUGCACUUAGUGCGUGUGUUAUGCAGGCCUGGAAUCAGUUUGCUUUCCUUUUGCUCAGAAUACUCAAAUGUAAAACCUGUGAGUGCAGCCCUGUUAGUGUCUAUAUAGAUGAUAUACCAUAUUUUUCUCAUUUGUAUAUUUAAUGUGAUUACCUAUGUCAAAUAAAAAUUACUGUUUUAA